This is a messenger RNA of Amoebophrya sp. A120, 3776 nucleotides long. Lineage: Eukaryota; Dinophyceae; Syndiniales; Amoebophryaceae. The record is from the annotation of a GenBank genome assembly.
AUGCCCCGGCCCCCAAAGGUCCGGCCGGAGGAGACCAAGCUGAACGAGCUCGAAGCGACGUCGAUCUGCGGGAAUGACAUCACAGCCAGCUGCUUUUACGUCGUGGGGCAGCUGUGCAAGGACAGUGGCGUGUACGCGCCACUGUGCACGGUUUUCGCCGCAACUGUGCUGUUUUGCUAUCGAAAGGUGUACACCGAGGUGGUGUGCGCCUUGCCCCUGAAUGGGGGACUCUACAACGUGAUGCUGAACAGCGGAUUCUCCAAACGAAGCGCGGCCGCGACCGCGUGUCUGACCAUCUUGUCCUACACGGCGACUAGUGUGGUGUCCGCGGUCAGCGCGAUGCACUACUCCGGCGUCGCCGACGAGGACUGGCAGCUCGCGGGGUCGCUCCUCAUCCUGGUGACGUUCGCGCUGCUGCUGCUCAGCGGCAUGAAGGAGUCCGCCCGCGUGGCCAGCGUCCUGUUUGUGUUCCACUUGGUCACCAUGACCCUGCUCCUGACCGCCUGCGUGGUAACGACGGUGCAGCGGUGGGAGAUGUUUUUUUCCCGGGACAUCGGCCACAUGAUCGCGAAAACCGCCAUUAAGACGGACAGGAAAUCUCUUUUCCCCAUCUGGUCCUCCACGACCACGCAAACGGGAAGUAGAAGCGACGAUGGCAAUUACACGGGUGCUGGGACGGCCAGCACCAGCCGUCAACUUCUAGGCACCAGUCCGCCUUUACUGUUGGACAAUCGAGGACGCUCCCCUCCUGUAACUUCUUCCAGUGGCGCACUCGCACUGCAGUUGCAGCAGCAAAGUUUGUUUGCAAGCAACGCCGUAGCGUUUGCGGACUCGGAUCCGCACCUGUCGCGCGUUGGCGACGAAGACCACGGCAAGAAGACGCACAUUCCGCACACGCACAAGAUCUUCCACAAGAAUUUGGUCUGGUCGGGCCAGCGCCCGCCUUUUGAGAGUGUUUUUUACGGAUUUUCCACGGCCAUGCUGGGGGUGUCAGGCUUCGAGAGCAGCGCUAACUUUGUGGAGAAUCAGGAGCCGGGGGUGUUUCCAAAAACCUUGCGGAACAUGUGGGCUUCCGUGUCGGUGUUGAACGUGGCGUGCUCCUAUCCAGGAAAAAAUACCCAUCCCCAUCCAAUUUGUCAUGCACAACAUGCAUAAGUCCGCCAUUUGUCACGCAAAAAAUGGAUGGGGAUGGGUGUUUUUUCCUGGAUAGCUCCUUCUUCGUCCUGUGCCUCGUGCCACUCGACGAGCUGGCGGAAGGCCGGUCGGACGACGCACUGGCUUUUCUGGCUGAGGAAGUCACCACCGAUUUACUGGGCGGCCCCUGGUUCCUGCAGUGGAUCCGGGUCGACGCUUUUCUAGUGUUGGCCGCCAGCGUGCUUACCUCGUUCGUCGGUGUCACGGGCCUGCUAAACCGUAUGGCGUUGGACCGCUGUCUCCCGGAAUUUUUCACCGACACGCGUCCGUUCUGGUCUGAGGUCUUUGCUAGCUGCUUUUGCUGUGGCUGGUUUCGGUCCACAGGAGCUUCAAGAAAUUCUGACACAGACGUGGACGACGUCGGUCCUCCUCAUGCCGCAACAGCAAUGGCUUCGUCCCGGGAGGACGAAGCUCAAGCUGCUGCAACCUCCGGUCAACUAGGUGGCGCAGGGGCGGCGGGACUACCUCCACCUCUAGAAAGCACUCGCACCAGUGGCCGAUCCACCAGCCUUUUGAUUGAAGAUCAUCCGGCCACAGAACAAGAUGGCGCAAACUUCUACCCACGACAGCACGCUAUUGGCCCAGCUGCGGAAAGUACAACUGGAAAUCCAGGUACAGCAGCUGCAGUCAACACGAUGAGCAAGAAGCGUCGCAAGAAAACCGAGGAGGCCCCUCCCUGGGCGUGCGUCGUGUUUUUCCUGGUUGUGUGUCUCACACUGUGCGUGGCGCUGCGGGGCGACAUCGGACUUUUGGCCAACAUGUAUAGCAUGAGCUUUUUGCUCGUCAUGUCGAUGUUCGGGGUCGGCGGGGUGGUUAUGAAAUACGCGCGCCCCUCCCUCCCCCGCCCGGCGCGUUACCCGGCGCAUUGGUUUGUUUCUGCCACCCUCUUCACGCUCGUUGCCUUCCUGGGCGCGCUGGUAAGAAACGCAGAGGUUUUCGCCGAUUUUGUUGUCUUCUUCGUUUUCGCCGUCAGCUUCGUCAUGGUCACGUACUAUCGCGUCCUUCUUCUCUCGGUUUUCCUGUCUUUCCUCGAUAGGUUCUCUAGCACGAUGAUAUACCGUGCCUUUGCGAGGCUUUCCUCGUGGUGUCUCGGGUUGAAUCAAGGAGAAGCUACCACUUCUCCUCCUGCCGGCGGUACAGGAGCGUGGAUGAGCCGAGAAGAAAAAACGUCACUCGGAAGGAGCCCGCAUCAAGGCCCUUCAGCGAAAAAUGACGUCGCUAUGAAAUCCACGCCGAUGCUCGCUGCUGCCGUGCACAACCAGGGACGAGGGGAAAAACCUGACGGAGGAGGUGCGGAUAGUCACAUUGUCAAGAUGAACGGGGCCCUCGUGACUAGUCCUGGCUCGUCGGCGGAAGGCGGCGCUGACGCGACUACCUCAAACGCGGUGCAUUCGCGGAGAUCCUCCCAUUCCUCAACCAGCCAAACGGCCAGGCCCCGGUGGUCCGCUUUCGUUCUUGACGAGUUGCGCCGCAUUCGCCAGCAGGGAGUCGUUUUUUUCAGCAAAAACGCCGACAUCGCGCAGCUAAACCAGGUGUUGCAGUACAUCUUCCAGAACGAAGACACAAAACGGGUGCAGAUUGUGCACUGCACAGAAUCGGGCCAGCUUCCGCCCCACCUGGCGGAGUAUGUGGCGCUGCUCAAUUGCAUCUAUCCAGACGCGAAGAUCGACCUUUGCAUCGUGAAUUACCCUUUCACACCGGCGGUGAUCCCGUACUUGGAAAAAAAACUCGCGAUUCCCGCAAACUGUAUGUUCAUUACGUGCCCAACCGCCAACUUCAAGCACCGUUUGGCCACUUAUGAAAGUCGAAAAAUGAUCGAAACCACCUCUCCCUCCGAAGAAGAUUGGGUGGCGGUUAUUCCAGAAAGCAGAUCUGCUCCUGCGACUGUGAGGACAGACGACAAAAGCCCAACUAACAAGAUCAAGAUCCAGCUUUUGGUGUAUGCAGAACCUUGUUCAGCCGAACAGCUCUAGUGUAGUUUGGGCUUCCAGGAGCACGAGCAGGACUUGAUGAUAUAGUGCGGAAUCUUGGUGGUCAAACACCGCUGAUGGUUUGGCGCUCAUAUUAUGAUUUCUGAGAUCUUGCCCGAGAAAAAAUAAUGGAGAGUGGGGGGUUGGUUCUGAGCUUUUCCACUUCCAUAUAGUUUUAGGCGGCGUGCGAGUUAUUCUUAACGACCACGCCGACGACUACGAUCUCGGGAAUGCGCAGCAGUUUUUCCCUGCAUUUGGCGGAAGUGGAUCAGUUUUCUCGUCCUGUUCAUCUCCAGCACAGCCAUCAGGGGGGAGCGCAAGUAAGACCGGUGGACCAAAAUACCAAGUAGUGCAAGAUGAUGAAGAACGGGGGCCCUAAUUUUGUCCUCAGGUCAUGAUGUGCCAGAUCUUAUACCUCUUGGCGAGGAAAAAUUCGCGUAGCUGCAGCCAGUGCUCCUAUUUUUGAUGAUGAAGAUGACUCUUUUAUUAUUUAUUAGUAUUGCAAAUGCAUGGCUUGAGGAACAACAAAUCAAAGACCAAGACGCCAGGAGACUAAAAAAGUCUCGAGAGAAGUUCGUAUCAUAUGCUGCACGCAGAAGCAAGUCGCAAUAU